This is a messenger RNA of Cantharellus anzutake, 746 nucleotides long. RefSeq lists its product as uncharacterized. The transcript has 2 exons. The coding region runs from base 101 to 604 and encodes 167 amino acids. The record is from RefSeq and is a predicted model, not a curated record. NCBI's taxonomy places the organism in Eukaryota, Fungi, Basidiomycota, Agaricomycetes, Cantharellales, Hydnaceae.
GGGAGUUGUGAUUAGUUUUUUGCACUUCUGUCCCCCCUUUUUUUUCUUACUCGGAAGAGUAUUGGGGUACCCCGCCGUAUUUUCUCUAUUGAUUCGCGCGAUGGAUAUUUUAGGUAUGGGGGCCCAUUCUCUUCUGGUAUUUAUUCUGGGGCGUGGGUUGGUACUUUCAAGUCUCUGGGAUCUUCUUUUCGCUCUCCAGAUAUGGUUAUUGGGCGACGAACGGCCGGGGACUAGACUGAUGACCACCCAUUCACCACGCGCGAUUUCAUUGAUUUCUUUGUCACUCAAUACUUCUAGCCCUGCACUCAAUCCGUUUGUUCUUUUCCACGUUUCGCUCUUAUCAUUUCAUUAUGCUCAGCUGGGCCGAGCCAUUAUAUUGUACUUUCUUCACUUCGAGCGUUUUUCCACCAUUUUCCUCCUUGCUGUCACACAAUACAACACUGCAAUUGUUUCCUUGGUGACAAUGAGGCGUCGUGCAAAAACGAUGAUGCUCCCGCCUAGUUUCAUUUGGACCUGGAGAGAUGCUUUCCAAUGUACCGUCCCUAAACCAGUAGGCACUUUGAAUGAAUUUGAAAAGGUUCUCUCUCGAUCACAUGAGGGUUGAAUUGUCGGUGAUUGCCGUGAUGUCCGAUCUUUUAGUACUUUUGUGCAACGGUAACCGCAUAUCAAAACGCCUCAUUUGUCUCGCCUCCUUGACGUUAACUUUUACGGUCUCUUGGCCUCGCCUCUAACUCGUUCCUUCUCUC